Aplysia californica (California sea hare) is the source of this 733-nucleotide messenger RNA. Its product is annotated as alanine--tRNA ligase, cytoplasmic. Gene Ontology annotation, cellular component: mitochondrion. Bases 125 to 733 code for a protein of 202 amino acids. NCBI's taxonomy places the organism in Eukaryota, Metazoa, Mollusca, Gastropoda, Aplysiida, Aplysiidae. Gene Ontology annotation, molecular function: ATP binding; alanine-tRNA ligase activity; nucleic acid binding. The transcript is spliced from 4 exons. The record is from RefSeq and is a predicted model, not a curated record. Gene Ontology annotation, biological process: tRNA modification; alanyl-tRNA aminoacylation.
AAACUACUCUAAUGAAAACCAAGGAGAAAGAUGUCUGCGCCCAGAGAAACUCGACCUUGUUUUGAGAUCGUAACAUCAUGAACUAACUACACAACAAAGCUGUAAACUUAAACUUUGAAGACAGAUGUCACUUCUCAGUUUGUUCCACUAUCGUCCUCUUUUAGCAGCUAGGUGCCUGAAAAUUCCUGCAGUUGCGGCGAGCUCGUGGCAGUCUCAAGAUGUCAGGUCGACAUUUAUUGAGUUUUUCCAAAAUGAGGGUCACCAGUUUGUGCCCUCUUCUUCCGUUCUGCCCAAGAAAGGAGCCGGGACGUACUUCACUAAUGCUGGAAUGAAUCAAUUCAAGCCGCUGUUCCUGGGAGAAAUAGAGCCGUCUCGAUGGUCACCUCCAGUGACGCGUGCUGUAAACAGUCAAAAGUGUAUCAGAGUUGGAGGGAAGCACAAUGACCUUGAAGAUGUCGGGAACGACCUUACUCACCAUACGUUCUUUGAGAUGCUCGGUAACUGGUCUUUUGGUGACUACUUUAAGGUAGAGGCAUGCAAGAUGGCGCAUCAUCUGUUGACAGACAGGUACAAGCUUCCGUUAGACCGGCUUUACUUCACAUACUUUGCCGGGGAUCGAGAUCAUGGGCUUGAAGCUGACCUUGAAGUCAGAGACAUUUGGAUGUCUUUGGGGUUCGUUGUUUUUGUCUUUGCUCUUUGUGUUUUUCUUGAUGAAGUGGAGCUAAUUUCUUAG